AUGGGAGGGCCCCUCAGCUGGGUCCUGGUCCUCCUGGAGGGUCACCGUUGCUCCUGUCCCCGGAGGCAUUCUCAGUGGACACACAUCGUUUCUGCGGCAGCCCCGGCUGGGGAACCACUGAGCACCUUCCAGUUAUGUGACUCUGAGCUGAGAGCGAAGAGUCCAUCUGUGCCAGAAAUCUCUGUUUCUGGAGCACCGGGUCCUCAGAGCACAAUUCCUGGAACACCUGGUCCUCCCCUUUUUGGAGCACCGGCUGCGGGACCCUGUUCCCGGGCUCUCCUCAUGAAAGGUGGAGAAGGGACGAUUGGGGAGGAGGGACCCGGAGAGUACAGAGGAGCCGUAAAAUACCGGGGAGGACAAGCUGGCAGCGAGGCUUGUCCAGGGCCUGGGAGCGACACCCAGAGCCGGGAAGAGCCUGCCCCUUGCACCCUCGUGUGUCGUCCCCACAGCACGCCUGCCCUGAGUCCUGGAGCACACUUCACCCAGGCCCUGGCCCAUCCCAGCCCCUGCCCCCGCAGGCCCUCCGGCCCUGCAACCAACGCAGUAGAAGAGAACCCCAAUGGAGAGAACACUAUGAAAGUCUGGCAGGAUUACACCAUUGAAGAUGCCGUCAUUGUUACAGGAGAAGUCAUGAAAAUCAUUAAGCCUGAAACAAUAAAUAAACUCCUCAUAAUCGGAGAAACUGCAUAUCAGCCUAUUAUUGCAGAAUGUGGUAAAAGACCCAUUUUUGAGGGAGGAUCUCAGUAUUCCAGAAUCAUAGGGGGGAUGGAGGCUGAGGUGGGUGAGUUCCCAUGGCAGGUGAGUAUUCAGGCAAGAAAUGAACAUUUCUGUGGUGGCGCAAUCAUCAACAAGUGGUGGAUUAUCACUGCUGCUCACUGUUUAAUUUCUGAAGAGCUACUUCCAACAGACUUGAGUGUUGUGUUGGGAAGCAAUGACUUAAGCAGCCCAUCCCUGGAUAUAAAGGAGGUUACCAGCAUAGUUCUUCACAAGGACUUUCAAAAAGUCAACAUGGACAAUGAUAUUGCCUUGCUGCUGUUGGCCUCGCCUAUCACAUUCAAUGGACAGAUGGAGCCUAUCUGCAUACCCAGGAAGCCCACCCCCUCCACAUGGCACAAAUGCUGGGUGGCAGGAUGGGGUCAGACUAAUAGCGAUGACAAAUACUCUAUGAAAACUGAGCUGAUGAAAGUGCCAAUGAUCAUCACGGAUUGGGAGAAAUGUUUAAAGGCGUUUCCAAAACUUACCAAGAAUAUGCUGUGUGCUGGAUAUGAGAAUGAGAGCUUUGAUGCUUGCCAGGGUGACAGCGGGGGGCCUCUGGCCUGCACCACAGAGUCUGACAAGACCUGGUACCUGGUGGGCAUUAUCAGCUGGGGCAAGAGCUGUGGACGGAAGAACACGCCAGGGAUAUACACUUUGUUAGAAAAUUACACCCUUUGGAUCAAGAAGGUGACUGAGAUGGAGGGAAGACCUUUUAAUGCAGAGGAAAUGAGAGGUUCUCCCAAUAGGAAACAAAUGAGGUCCCAUGCAGCAGAAUUUCCAGAGCCAGGAAGCCACAGAUUCUGGCUUCUGAUUUCACUUCUGCCCUACAUGUUACUCUGGGCCAUUUUCUACUGA
Messenger RNA from Nyctereutes procyonoides (raccoon dog), 1611 nucleotides. It is a transcript of the gene PRSS55, whose product is annotated as serine protease 55. Gene Ontology annotation, molecular function: serine-type endopeptidase activity. The transcript has 6 exons. The record is from RefSeq and is a predicted model, not a curated record. NCBI's taxonomy places the organism in Eukaryota, Metazoa, Chordata, Mammalia, Carnivora, Canidae. Bases 1 to 1611 code for a protein of 536 amino acids. Gene Ontology annotation, biological process: proteolysis.